AUUAAAACCCAGUCUUGUCUCCAGAAAUAUCAUAAACUAAGAAGUCAAGAAUCAGCUGUACGCUUAUCAUAUGCUAUUCAAAAUGGUUUGCUUUGCCUUAAUGAUUUUCCUUGUUGCCCAGGACUUCUCCCUCACAGCUGCCAUUGCCUUGGACCCAUGCUCUGCAUAUAUCAGCCUCAAUGAGCCAUGGAGAAACACUGAGCAUCAUGUAAAUGACUCUGCCGGCUCUCCAAAGUGUGACAGCCAUAUUAAUGGGGAGUGGUAUAGGUUUACUGGCAUGGCAGGGGAUGCCAUGCCCACAUUUUGCAUUCAUGAAAACCACUGUGGCACCCAUGCACCUAUCUGGAUGAAUGGCAGCCACCCACAGGAAUCAGAUGGGAUCAUUCAAGUACAGGCUUGUUCCAGCUUCAAUGAAAACUGCUGUUUCUGGAACACGACAGUGGAAGUCAAGGCAUGCCAAGGAGGGUAUUAUGUGUACAGACUUCCCAAACCCAGUGUGUGCUUUCAUGUCUACUGUGGCCAUUUUUAUGAAAUUUGUGAUGAGUCAGAUUGCAAGGGCACCUGUCUAGAGACCGGAGAGUGCCACUGUAUGACGGGAACUACUUUGGGACUGGAUGGGCAGACCUGCUUGGAUGUGAAUGAGUGUGAAAAGGACAAUGGUGGAUGUGCAGAAAUUUGUGUCAACCUGAAAGGCUCUCAUCGCUGUGAAUGUGGGGUUGGACGGGUUCUCGGACCAGAUGGCAAGUCCUGCAAUGAGAUUGAGGGCUGUCACAACAAUAAUGGAGGAUGUAGUCAUAGCUGUGUGAUGUUGGAAAAUACCUACCAGUGCCAGUGCCCACGUGGACUAACUCUGUCAGAAGACAGGCACACAUGCCAAGUGCCAGUACAGUGUAAAUCAAGUGGCAUUGAGGUGGUUGUUCCUAAAACACUUGUCGGAGGUCUGGAGCUCUUUCUUUCAAACAGCUCCUGUAAAGGAAUCUCGAAUGGCACUCAUGUCAAGAUCAACUUCAGUCUGAAGACCUGUGGCACUGUGGUAGAGGUUGUGAAUGAUAAAAUCAUUGCCAGUAACUUGGUAACUGGCCUCCCGAGGCAGACUCCAAGCAGUAGUGGUGACAUAAUUGUACGCACCAGCAAGCUGUUGAUCCCUGUUACAUGUGAAUUCCCACGGCAGUACCUGGUAUCUGAUGGGUACAUUCCCAACCUCAAGAACAGCCUCCUGGAAAUUGCAGGCCGGAGUCGAGGGGUUUUCCCAUUCAGCCUAGAGCUCUUUAAAAACCGUGAUUUCAAUGAAGCCUACCAUGGCAGCCCACCCACUCUUAAACUACAUGAUGAUCUCUUCUUUGGUAUUGAACCUGUGGUACAUGUGGAUGGCCUACAGACAUUGGUUGAGAGCUGUUUUGCCACUCCAAACUCCAAAACAGAAGAGGCCAUUAAAUAUUACCUUAUCAAAGACGGGUGUAUUUCUGAUGAGACUGUAAAGCAAUUUACAACCGACGAUCACCUUGCCAAACACUACCAAGUUCCAGUUUUUAAAUUUGUAGGGAAAGACAACAAGGAGGUGUUCCUACAUUGCAGUGUCCUUGUAUGUGGCUCUCUUGAUGAACAUUCGCGCUGUUCUCAGGGCUGCAAAAGACGCAUGAGGCGGUCUCUGUGGGAGCAAGAAGAUACUGGCCACCUUGAUCAACACGUCCUUACAGGGGGACCUAUUAUCAUAGAUCCUGAUGAGUGAUUUCACUAUUUACAGUAGCAUAGAAGCACAUCUGUCCCAACACAAAUCGUUUUCUAAAGCUGAGCUUCACUUGUAUCUAGCUACAGUUAUACCAGAUUAAACAUAGUAGACCUAUGCAAAUAGCAAUGCUUUGGGUAUUGUAUUUGGAAAACACUUUUUUGUAACUUUUUAGGAUUUAAAAAUCAUGUACCAGAGGAGAACAAUGAUUUUUUCAUUAUUUAAAUUUUAACUAACUGAAAUACUAGUCCUGUCUUGCCGGGUAGUAAUAGUUAAUCCAAUGAUUCUGUAAAGGAUAAGAUUCCAGGUCUCGGAUCAGUGGCAGCAAUUUCACGAUAUACCUGUACUAGUCUCUAACCCUUAGAUACUGAUUCCUCUUUUUGUUUUCCUUGAAAUAAGUUAUGUCUCAGAUCUGGCUGAUCAUGUUAUAGCAAUUUAAAAACCUGUUAUUUCUUACAAUAAACUGGUUCAACCAGAAUAAGAUCAUAAGUCCCAGUUCUCAUGAACGUAGUACUGAUUCCACCCCUGUGACUUGUGACGAAAAACCGCUAGGACUGGAUUUAUGUAUCUAUAUCUGUCUUUGGGUUUGUCUUUCUCAGAAUUUGUUAUAAAUUGCAUAUGUGCUUAAGAGUUGUGGUCCUAAUAAAUUUUGUUUUAGUGGAA
Molecule: messenger RNA, 2389 nt
Organism: Polypterus senegalus (gray bichir)
Lineage: Eukaryota; Metazoa; Chordata; Cladistia; Polypteriformes; Polypteridae
Gene: oit3
Product: oncoprotein induced transcript 3
Exons: 9
Coding region: 71-1729 (552 amino acids)
Molecular function (GO): calcium ion binding
Source: RefSeq, a predicted model, not a curated record